Messenger RNA from Musa acuminata subsp. malaccensis (wild Malaysian banana), 995 nucleotides. The record is from RefSeq and is a predicted model, not a curated record. Lineage: Eukaryota; Viridiplantae; Streptophyta; Magnoliopsida; Zingiberales; Musaceae.
UCUCUGAGAGGAGUCACAGGGGAGGGCGUCUCGGUCUCUGAUUUGACGCCUCCGUCGCUCGGAGAUGGGAUUAGUGUCCUUCGCUGGGAGAGUCUUCUUCGCCUCCGUCUUCCUCCUCGCGGCCUACCAGGAGUUUAGUGAAUUUGGAGUUGAUGGUGGACCAGCAGCAAAGUCUCUCCGGCCAAAGUACAACCUAUUCAUGAAACAUGUCUCUUCACAUCUUGGCAUUGUGGUGCCACAUGUUGAAAUGAAACAUGUUAUUGCAAGCACCAUAUUUCUGAAAGGUUUUGGUGGCCUCUUGUUCAUCUUCAGCAGCUCUUUUGGAGCAUAUCUUCUGCUUCUGUACCUAGCUUUCAUCACACCAGUUGUGUACGGCUUCUACAAUUAUGAUAUAGAGAAGUCAGAAUUUGUGCAGCUUUUCAGCAAAUUCGCUCAGAAUCUGGCACUUUUUGGCGCACUACUCUUCUUUCUUGGCAUGAAGAAUUCAAUCCCAAGACGGCAGCCUAAAAAGGUUCUCAAGUCAAAAAACAAAUUAAACUGAGAUGCUUGGUAGUGCAUACUGUGCAAGUUGGUGAAUCAGGUAAUGUUAACGAUUCGCACUUAAGGAUUCUGCAGCAUGUUCACCAUUCAUUGUCAAGAAGCAGAUUUUUUGGGGAAGCAUACAACCCUCACGAGAUGUGAAUUGCGGAUUAGGAUUGUGUUUCUAGUGUAUCACUUUUGUCAUUUUUCUUGGUUUAGAAGUCUGGACUGGAGUUGUCUGCUAGUUGAUAUUUACAAAUUCAUACAUUUAUGUACUUUUCGUGUCACUUAGCUGGCUGGAUGUUUUGCAAAUUUGAAUCGUUGUUAUGCAGCAAGCAUUGGCUGGCGGGUUAUCUCAACGGCUUGUAUGUCUUGGCCUUGGUAAAAAAAUGUCCAUGGAUGUCCAUAAAUAGCUAAUCUGUUAUUUCAACUUUCAGGUGCGAAUUUUAUGCUCUUCUAAUAUGAGAAAGAAAUUU